CUCCGAAAGAUCCACUACAGCUUCAAUUCUCUUCUUUCCUUCUCUCCUCAUCUUCUUCAACACCACAACAAUGUUCUCACGAGCAUUGAGGACCAGCCGUGCGGCUCCAUUACGGAGUUCAGCAUUCUUAAGAUCUGCUCUCGUCAAGAGAACGGUUACUACAGAUGCUGCGAGCGCGCAUGCUGACAAAGUUCCAGAGGAAGAUGAUGCGGCAUUCCAGGUCCACCUCUCCGAUGAGAGCUUCGAGACCUACGAACUGGAUCCUCCUCCAUACACCCUCGAUACCACAAAGAAGGAAUUGAAGCAGAUGUAUUACGAUAUGGUAUCUGUCCGCCGCAUGGAAAUGGCAGCAGAUAGGCUCUACAAGGAAAAGAAGAUUCGAGGUUUCUGCCAUCUUUCAACUGGUCAAGAGGCUGUCGCUGUCGGGAUCGAACACUCCCUCACCAAGGAAGACGAUGUCAUUACCGCAUACCGAUGCCACGGUUUUGCUCUGAUGCGCGGCGCUACCGUCAAGAGCAUUAUCGGUGAAUUGUUAGGUCGCCGAGAGGGCAUUGCUUAUGGAAAGGGUGGAUCCAUGCAUAUGUUCGCCAAGGGAUUCUACGGUGGAAACGGUAUCGUCGGUGCUCAGGUUCCAGUCGGUGCUGGUUUGGCUUUCGCUCACCAGUAUCUUGGAAAGAAGAAUGCCAGUGUAGUUCUCUAUGGUGAUGGAGCUAGCAAUCAAGGACAGGUCUUUGAGGCUUUCAACAUGGCUAAACUCUGGAACUUACCUGUUAUGUUUGGUUGUGAAAACAACAAAUAUGGUAUGGGUACUGCAGCAAACCGAUCCUCCGCUCUCACCGAUUACUACAAGCGUGGACAAUACAUUCCAGGUCUUAAGGUCAAUGGUAUGGAUGUUCUCGCUGUCAAAGCAGCUGUCAAGUACGCUCGCGACUAUACCACCAGCGGCAAUGGUCCUCUCGUCCUUGAAUACGUGACUUACAGAUAUGGUGGUCACUCAAUGUCCGACCCCGGAACCACGUACCGUACCCGUGAAGAGAUUCAACGCAUGCGAUCCACUCAAGAUCCUAUCGCCGGUCUCAAGCAGAAGCUUUUGGAAUGGAAUGUCACCACCGAGGAUGAGCUCAAGCAAAUCGACAAGGAUGCCAGAUCUGAUGUCGACAAGGAGGUUGCUGAAGCGGAGAAGAUGGCCGCCCCGGAACCAACACCAAAGAUUCUCUUCGAGGAUAUCUAUGUCAGAGGGAGCGAGCCACAAUUCAUGAGAGGACGAACACCGGAUGAGAACUACUACUAUUGAGGGAGGAAGAUGUGUAUGACUGAAGCUGUACUAUAGUUUGCAGAUUUGGUGGAGAU
Messenger RNA from Mollisia scopiformis, 1350 nucleotides. RefSeq names its product putative pyruvate dehydrogenase E1 component alpha subunit. Gene Ontology annotation, molecular function: pyruvate dehydrogenase (acetyl-transferring) activity. The record is from RefSeq and is a predicted model, not a curated record. NCBI's taxonomy places the organism in Eukaryota, Fungi, Ascomycota, Leotiomycetes, Helotiales, Mollisiaceae. Gene Ontology annotation, biological process: pyruvate decarboxylation to acetyl-CoA. The transcript is spliced from 4 exons. Bases 71 to 1294 code for a protein of 407 amino acids. Gene Ontology annotation, cellular component: intracellular membrane-bounded organelle.